Molecule: messenger RNA, 1144 nt
Organism: Physcomitrium patens
Lineage: Eukaryota; Viridiplantae; Streptophyta; Bryopsida; Funariales; Funariaceae
Product: proteasome subunit beta type-3
Biological process (GO): proteasome-mediated ubiquitin-dependent protein catabolic process
Cellular component (GO): cytoplasm; proteasome core complex; proteasome core complex, beta-subunit complex
Source: RefSeq, a predicted model, not a curated record
ACAACAGCACGCUUCGGAGUCAGGGAGUUGGGCUUCAAGCGAGGGCUUCACUGUUGCGGGAGCCAAACGUUCGAUUCAUUGAGCGGAUUUUGACGACGGAGGCCUCGAAGGAAUCUGAUCGGCCCUGCAGCUGGUUUCGCAUUCAGGUUUAGGGUUCGAAUUAGGUUUUACAGUUUGGUUUCUGAGGAUCUCGCUGCUUGUUGAAGUUUGUGGGUCAUCGAGUGGGCUUCUCCUGAUGUCGAUUACGAGCUACAAUGGAAGUGCACUGAUUGCCAUGGUGGGCAAGAAUUGCUUCGCCAUCGCCAGUGACCGCCGUCUGGGUGUAAAUUUCCAGACGAUUGCAUGUGAUUUUCAGCGCAUAUUUAAGAUACACGACAAGCUUUACAUUGGCCUCUCUGGACUCGCCACGGAUGUGCAAACCAUGCACCAACGUUUGCAAUUUCGUCAUAAAUUGUACCAACUGCGAGAAGAGCGCAACAUGCGCCCGGAAACUUUUGCCAGUCUUGUUUCGGCAAUUCUUUACGAGAAAAGGUUUGGACCUUACUUCUGCGAGCCUAUUAUAGCCGGACUUAACGAUGACGGAACUCCUUUCAUUUGCACCACGGAUUUGAUCGGUGCCAAGCAACUGGCGAAGGACUUCGUGGUUUCUGGAACUGCCUCAGAGUCCCUGUAUGGUGCUUGCGAGUCUAUGUAUAAACCUGAUUUGGGUCCAGAUGAGCUGUUCGAGGUGAUCUCACAAGCUCUACUGGCGUCUGUGGACCGGGACUGCAUUAGUGGAUGGGGAGGGAUUGUCCAUGUUGUGACUCCGGACCAAGUUAUUACCAAGACCUUGAAGGGCCGCAUGGAUUGAGUUCUAACAUCUUCUGAGAUUUCAAUGUGCCCCUGGUCGUUUUGUGGAUCAAUGGUCAGCUUGGAAGGGAAUACGAAUCAACAGUUUAUUUCUUCCUGAGAUUCUGCGAGGGAAUGCUUUCAUGCAGCAUUGAUUGUUAUCACUUCGUAGACCCAGAUACACACACUGCUCGCGAUGCAAUGUAACUUGGCUUUGUUGACCCUUCCAAGAUUUUCACAUUGCAAGCCUUUCCUUCUCAAGUUGUUAUUUGUGCUCCAGGGCCUGAAAAAGUUUUACAGCUGCAUGUUUUAAAUA